Molecule: messenger RNA, 7639 nt
Organism: Vanessa atalanta (red admiral)
Lineage: Eukaryota; Metazoa; Arthropoda; Insecta; Lepidoptera; Nymphalidae
Gene: Rab3-GEF
Product: MAP kinase-activating death domain protein
Exons: 41
Coding region: 265-6087 (1940 amino acids)
Biological process (GO): regulation of apoptotic process; regulation of Rab protein signal transduction
Cellular component (GO): cytosol
Molecular function (GO): guanyl-nucleotide exchange factor activity
Source: RefSeq, a predicted model, not a curated record
GCAUGUCACCACUCGCCUCCGUGUCGCGCUCGCACGACAUGCACUACGCGGCAUCUCACACUCAAGUAUAAUUCGCACGAAAUUCGACAUUAGCGUGUGACGGGCAAAUAAUGUAGAAAAUAGUGCGAGCCACAACCCUCGAUGUAAAGUAAAGGAAUAUAUCCAGUGAUAACUAUGACAAGCAAUAUUUUAAUACAAUAUAAUGGGUUUAAACAAACUCAUGUUUAGAGUUUCAAGAAAAUUAGGAUUGUGCAUAUCAAAAAUAUGGAUAUUCAAAAGCAACAUCUAUGUCCACGGUUGGUGGAUUAUUUAACCAUCGUUGGGGCCAAGCCGUAUACGUCAGGCAAAGGAUUGGCACCAGUCCAGGCACCUGAACUUCUUCGCCGCUAUCCUUUAACAAACCACGAUGACUUCCCGCUACCUUUGGACAUGGUGUACUUUUGCCAACCCGAAGGCUGUAUGUCAGUGGGACCACGGCGACAACUCGCUCACAUUACAACACGAGACACCACGUCGUUUGUCUUUACGCUUACUGAUAAAGAUUCUGGUAAAACUCGGUACGGAAUUUGCAUCAACUUCUACCGCGCUGUGGAGCGUGCGCCGGCGCCAGGCCCUCGCGAGCGCAGCGUGCUUCGACGAGAAUCGUGGCGAAAGUCUAUGGAAAAAAGCUCAGAUUCAGCAUUCUCUAGUGACUAUAGGAGCAGCAACGUAGCGCCGAGUGACUCCGAGCGGGACUGCAGCGCCGCGCCACGAUUGGCGCCCGUGCAGCCGGACUCGGAGAGCGGCGGCUCGCACUCGCCCAGUCCGCGAGCAGCCAGGAAGAGACAGAGGGUGCGGAACCAUUCUUUAACGUCCAUAUGCCUUUUAUCCCACCAUCCUUUCUUUUCAACAUUCCGAGAGUGCCUCUUUAUCCUUAAAAAAUUAAUCGAUGCCUGUAACGAGUCUUCCAGUCCAAGGCGCGUUGGUGCGUCUAGACAAAUAUUUAGAGAUACGGUGUGGUCGGUGCUGACUGGGCAGGCGUACGACAACACACCCACAAUCGUGGUGCACGACGUGAAAGAGAUAGAGACGUGGAUCCUUCGGCUGCUGUCGGCGCCCGUGCCAGUGCCCGGCAACACGCGCCUGGAGCUGGAGGUGCUAUCUCCCACCGCGCACGCACCGCUUGUCUUCGCGCUACCGGACCAUACUCGGUUUACGCUCGUCGAUUUCCCUCUCCACUUACCCUUGGAAUUGCUCGGAAUCGACACGUGCUUAAAGGUACUAACGUUGAUCAUGUUGGAGAACAAAGUCGUAGUGCAGUCUCGCGACUACAACGCGCUCUCCAUGUCCGUGAUGGCGUUAGUCGCUAUGCUGUAUCCGCUGGAGUACAUGUUUCCCGCAAUACCACUGUUGCCUAGCUGCAUGAGUUGCGCUGAACAACUACUGUUGGCCCCUACACCGUUCCUUAUCGGAAUACCGGCAACUUUCUUUACUUACAAAAAGAACUUCAGGUUACCAGAUGACAUUUGGCUCGUGGACUUGGAUGCAACAAAACUCACGUGUCCUACUGGUAACGAUCAGGACUUACCAUCUCUACCGGAACCGGAGAGCUCAGUUUUGAAAAAUCAUUUGAAACAGGCUAUGCAAGUCAUGGGAACCGCCGGAACUGGUGCUAUAAACAGUUUAACGAACAGCUCUGCAGAACAAGCGUCUGCACCGCUUAUGCCUUCAAGGAGAGACAGCGUUGGAGGCGCUACACUGAAAGUUCAGCCAGCGUCGUUCCGCGAAGGCUCGCACAGCACGCCCGAGAGCCGGCGUGUGUCGGUGGGCAGCGCGCACACACAGCGCCUGUCGCUCGCGUCGCCUCAUUCGACACCUGCGCCUAAUUCACCGCAAUUAGCGCCGCAACCUUUCAACCCGCUCAUAUAUGGGAACGACGUUGACUCCGUCGACAUCGCUACCAGAGUCGCCAUGGUACGUUUCUUCAACUCGCAGAACAUAUUGGCCAACUUUAUGGAACAUACUCGUACACUGCGAUUAUAUCCGCGACCCGUUGUAGCUUUCCAAAUAAACAGCUUCCUGAGAUCGAGACCUCGUACCACUUCAUUUUUAAACAAAUUUGCCAGAACCCAAGCAGUAGAAUUCUUAGCGGAAUGGUCAUUGACACCGUGUAACGUGGCAUUUCUUCGCGUACAAACUGGAGUGUUCGAUCCUCGUCAAAUCGGUGACAAACCGAAGUGGUUUGCAGAUCAACUUCAACCAAUCCGUUUUGCCGUAUGGGAUGACGGUAGCUCCCUUAAUGGUGCAUUGCGUCAAUUACAGAGACAAGAAAAUCAACCUACUGAUGAAAGUGGAUCAGACUCAGAAGCCGCAGAAAGUACGAGUUCCUCAUAUUCUUCUUUAAGUGAUUUCGUUUCCGAAAUGGCUUCUUCUGAUUUAUCACCAGGAGGAAAUGUUCAUCAACAACACGUCAUUGGAGAAACAUAUAAUGCGGUUGUACAAGUGCCAAUGACACUUUCGUCUUCAUUAGACCCUAAAACUGUAUACAGCCCUCCAUCAUCACUCAUGUUCGGCGAAGUAGAAGAAGUACGUAAAGAAGGGCGCGAAUCCACGUCUCCGUCGCCAUCCGCCUCCAGCUCCGAACACAGCGACCUCUCCGAUGAUGACGUGCCGGGUGUCAUGGAUAGGCCCGACGUUAUCGACACUCAACCGGCGCCUGUGAAGAAGAGCGACACGGACAGCGGUAGCUUGGGGCGCGAGUCUGACUCCAACUCGACCACGACGCCCGCCACUAUAGCCUCGCGUCGCCCCCGCACGCCCGCAGAGCCCGACGCGCACUCCGCCGCGCACUCCGCUGCACACGCGCACUCCGCGAGGACUAGGAGUUCAAAUGCGGGAGUUUCAAGACAAGCAUCACAGACGUCACUACUGGAACAAUUUGCUGCACAAGCGAAGGAAUUAGUGCGUGAGACCACGCGUCAAGGCAGUCAGGAGGGCUUGUUAGCUCACAUGGACAAGAAAGGAAAAGUAGCGCAAGGAGAAGAUAAGAAAAUGUUUGCGCCUUUCGACAAGCUAACAUUGCACGCCAAAAAGGCGGCUGAAGAAGCAUCGAAGAGUGUUCAAGAAGCUUCCAAGUCCGCGUUGGAAGCGAGCAAAACGGCAACAGCUGUGAGCAAGAACACAUUUGAAGAUCUAACUUACGUGGGCAAGUCGACUUUUGGAGAUUUCACUAAAAGUGCUAAGGAAGUUGCUGCGAAAAAGGGCUUGCUGAAAGGCGAAAGUCAAGAAGGGCCUCUUCCACCGAACGCAAGAAGAGAUUCUACAGCGUUACAGACGACGAACUUACUCGCUACCACUCAUCGAGAUUUCUUUUCUAAUAUUAGCUCUGAUUUAAACGGCCUUGCGGCUUCCACCUCUAGCAUGUUCAGCGACUUCUUCGGUUCGAAAGGUAAGCAGCCGAAAGAACCAGAGGGUGCACCGCUGUCCGCUACGUUUGGACCAUUCUCGCAAGGUGCACGUGGCUUGGUGCAGCGCUCGCCACUCAUCCGCCACGCCGCGCCCACGCCCGUAGCGCCGCAGCCCACCACGCGCUCCGCCAACAGCGAGAAUCAGGCAUUCCUCAACGAUUUAGUGCAACACGUUCUGGAAGGUGAAGGCGUCGGAUGGUUAAAACUUAAUCGUUUGAAAAAGCUGAUGGAAGACGAAUCUUAUAGAAAUAUGGUGCUGAGUAAGCUGAAUAAAAAUUUCAACAGAAAGACGACUCCUACUGAUAAAGUGGACGAUGUGUUUAUCAGCAAAGCAGUUUGGAAGGGUAUGCUGAAAGUACUGCAAGCAGUAAUCCAUGGCUUAGAACACACAUAUUCAAACUUUGGUCUCGGUGGAAUGGCUUCUGUUUUCCAACUAGCGGAAAUGGCACAUACGCAUUACUGGAGUAAAGAAGUCGCGGGCCUAGAACAUGGAGGAAUGGCAGGAUCUGCACUUUCGGAGCACUACGGAAGACAUGAUAUUGAAACUCCUUCAUCUACGCCUUCUUCCAGAAAAAGUUCGCAGUCAGAUGUUCCGGUCGUUAACUAUCCAGAAAUGGAUUCUAAUGACUCUCAGAGCACAACGGAGAUGUUUAAGGAUAUGUUGAAUCAGAAGAGAAACCAGCUGUUUAGCAAAUUGACGUCAUUUGAUUCCGAUGCGGCGACGUCGGAGUGCUCGCAGGACAGCGGCUCCAUCACCACCAACCGCGCCACGCUCGUCGACCACCGCGCCUCCUUUAAGUCCAAUCUAUCUGACACCGACGUCAUGUUCCUUAAUGUUAAUCGCGCUACUGCCAAAGGUCGUACAGCGAGCGUCUACUCAGCCAAGUCGACGUUAAGCGGCCGACCGAUGGCAGGAGUGCCUACGACCUCGCCGAUUACGUCUCCUGAGACGGCCCGUACUUAUCUCUUUCAAGGACUUAUUGGCAAAGAACGAUCGAAUUUAUGGGACCAAAUGCAAUUUUGGGAAGAUGCAUUUCUUGAUGCUGUUAGUCAAGAGCGUGAUAUGAUUGGUAUGGAUCAAGGAGCCAAUGAAAUGAUGGAACGUUACAAAUGUUUGAGUGAAACAGAGAGGAAGCGUCUCGAGCACGAAGAAGAUAGACUAUUGUCCACUGCUUUGUAUAACUUGACAGCAGCAAUGGUAUUGUUUGGAGUAGAAGCAGAUAUAGUUCGAAAUAAAGUGCGACGACUGUUGGCUAAAAGUCAUAUCGGACUUGUCUACAGCCAAGAGGUCAAUCAUCUUUUAGACGUCGUACAUAACUUGCACGGGAACGACAUAACGCUGAAGGCCUUGGGCUCGCGACAAGUGCGACGCGCCACCUUCACCGUGCAUGAAGCCGACGCGGCCGGCGCACUGCGCUUCCUGGAGGUGCGCCACGACGGGCUCGUGCUGCGCACUACACACGGAACUAUCGUCGAGAGGUGGUGGUACGAGCGUCUAGUGAACAUGACGUACAGUCCCAAAAUACGCGUUUUGUGCCUUUGGAGGAAAAAUGGUGGUCAGACGCAGUUACACAAAUAUUACACUAAAAAGUGCAAAGCGUUGUACUACUGCAUCAAAGAGGCGAUGGAGAAGAGUGGGCGGCGGCAGGACGCAGCCGAGCUGGGCGGGGAGUUUCCCGUGCAGGACUGCGCUACCGGGGAGGGUGGACUCAUACAGGUGUGCAUGGAGGGCGUUGGACUCCUGUUCCAUCACAGCAAGGAUUUCGAGUUCUUUGUGCGACUCGAUCACAUACGAAAAUGCUUCACACAGAACGGCGGUAUCUUCGUUUUAGAAGAAUUUAAUCCCAAAACGAGACAAAUAAUACAGAGGAAAUACAAAUCGAUAAUGGCGGAUCAGAUAUGUUACGCGGUGCUGUGCGUGUUCUCAUACUUCGCGGCGGGACACGAACAGAAGAAGGCAAUCUUGGAGCAGGCAGCGCGCAUACAGCCGACCGCCGCCGGCAACAUCGAAGUACCCGUCACUACGCGGACACAGUCUAGUCCACAAAUGGAUAGGCAGACCUCGGACAUUCGUGUUGGGGUAGUUCCCGAAAGACGGGUACCGCCAGAUAAGCAGACGCGGGUCCUGCCCGAUAAGCCGAGAGUGCUUCCAGAACAACCUAAGCAACCUGAUGGGGGUGGAGUUGAGAAGAGAGGACGUGAAAGUUCAGAGGGAGGGAAUAUUGACAAGAGGGAGAAUCGGGAGAAGUCGGAGAAUACGCAUACAAUAGCGCACAGGACGGAGAGUUUGCCGCCGCGCCGCCCGCCGCCCCCUGCGCCGCCGCAGACCGCCCGCCUGGCGCGCGCACAUUCGCAGGCCAGCCCGCCGCGCCCGCUCGAACCACCUACGAUUCCGCCACGGCCAGGAGGGGCACGCACGGGCCCACCGCCGGCCUUGCCGCCGCGCCAGCAGUCCGCCGCCGCCGAUAUCUGUACUAGUCCUAGAGAUUCCGCAUCGUCGAGUCCUGUGCGUCGCGGCACGCUGUCGCGUCAGAGCUCGGCAACGUUCGCGCCUACCAACCCUUUCACUGCGCCGCGACACACCGAGUUCGUCAUACCGCAGCGUAACAACUCGCGCCGCCCGUCCGCUGAUAGAAAUUGAACAUCCUUGUGUUCGGUCCCACGCUAUUUCUGAACCUUUUACGUUGUCUAUGUAGAAAAAACGUUAUUUAAUUUAGGAAGUGAUUUCUUCUCUCUUUGUAGCGAGUAUAUAUGUAUUAGAAAUCACGUACACGGAAUGGGCUUUCAAUGCAUUAUUACGAUUACGAUAUUCAAAACAAUCACUAUUUGUUAUUCAUCCCAGAAUAUCUUAUUAAAAUAUAAGAGCCCUGUAUUGUAUUCAAUUAAUCAAAACAAUUGAUUGUUUUAAGUAUGUUGAUCGAGGGCAUCUAAAUGUAUAAAAUCCAAAUGCAACUUACUUAGUACCUACUAUGCCGUCAAAAUUUAAAUUUAGUUUGUUGUGUCCUGAUCAACUAGCACUAGCAAAUGCAGCAGACAAAUCGUGCUAUUUAAAAAGGUGCGAUCCUUUUCUUUGUUAAAGUAAUUUUUUUUCUAUUUUCUUCUGUACAUCGGAAGCUUUACUAAGACAUCAGGUCAGGUCUUCGCACGCAAAUCGCUAUUGGAAGGGAUGAAACCACGCAAAGUAUUAUCUAUAUAUAAUCUGUAGGCGUAACCGGUAACCGAUACAGUUAACGUUUUAUUUUUUUACUUAUUAUAAUACUAACAUAACCCAUUCCAUGUGUACUAAUUAAAAUUAUACCUAUUUCUUAAGGGUCAUAAACGACCAGGAGUAAAAGCAUUAAAAUCCGACAAUAACAUAGAUGUUAUUCAUAAAAAAAAUUACACCUGGUCAUCAUUUCCUUGCACGUACACUUCAUUUUUUGCAGAAAAUAUUGUUACAAAUUAACAAUGUAAUAAGUACUAUACAUAGUUCCUAUUCCGAUGAAAAUAUCGCACGCUUAUUGUGAUCAUAAUUACUAUAUUUAUUAAACGUGCAAUAUUUCAAGUAUGUCGAUUAAUCUGGUCCUUUUUGUAAAUCACAUAUAUUGUCAUAAAAAAGCUUGACUUCUGUUAUCAAUAAUAGUGAUAUUAUGACACGCAAAUAUAAUAUUUAUUAACAUAACAUAAUAAUGAAAAUUACAUACAGCUCAACCCGCACCAAUAGUAAAUAAUAUCGGUGAUAAAUAAAUAUAGGGUCUAGUGGUGUUGCCAGUAGGAAAAAUAUUUAAAAUAAUUGACAAGUUAUAUUUUCAUAGAGAAGAAAGAUGUUUAUAAAAAUAAUAAAAAUUCAGUUUGUAGAAAUAGUGUCUUAAUUGUACUUAACCUAUAUUGUUAUUAGUUUAUGCAAAUAAAGUUAGUAAUUAAUAUUAGUUUCUUUAAAAGCGUUAAAGUUUUCAUUAUAUAAUUGAGGAUAUUUUAAUGUAAGCAUUGGCAGUAUUUUGUUAACCGGUUCAAAUGGAGGUUUGUUCUUUAUAGAUAUAUGAAUGUAACCUAGUACGAAAGGAGAAAUGUACCAAAAGCCUUUUAUUAUUGCGCUUCCUGCUCUGUUGCUGCAUUCAAUAUAAGAGCAACAUCAGGACUCUUUCGCCAAGCGUGAUAAAGCAUAAAUAAGAAAUGAAAUCCAGGGUUUUCAGAGUUUAAUAAUUGAAUUCAAU